Paramacrobiotus metropolitanus is the source of this 1549-nucleotide messenger RNA. RefSeq names its product beta-ureidopropionase-like. The record is from RefSeq and is a predicted model, not a curated record. The transcript is spliced from 16 exons. Bases 139 to 1338 code for a protein of 399 amino acids. Gene Ontology annotation, molecular function: beta-ureidopropionase activity. Lineage: Eukaryota; Metazoa; Tardigrada; Eutardigrada; Parachela; Macrobiotidae.
CAGCUUGCCUACAAUUUUUUUAUACACUUUAAGCAUCGUUCGCAGCCAAACUAAACCGGAGCUGGUAACUUAGCAUUCAAGUCAAUCAUAUCCUGACGUUAAACUUUCGAAAACCAAAAUCUCCGAAGUUUCUCAGCAAUGGCUAAACAUUCGGAAAGAGUGGAAGACGUGUUUAAUGCUCUUCCGGACGAACAGCGGGAUUUCGUGUACAAAAUUCUUUACGGAAAAUCUCCUUCUGAUCUGAGUCUUCAGCUUCCACCGGAAGCGUUAGCCAUCGCUAAGAAACAUGGAUUCGAUAUGCAGGGUUACCAGUUCACGGCUGCGACAGAAUCCACUCGCCCAGCGAGAAUCGUUCGCGUCGGAUUAGUGCAGACGUCCAUCGCAGCUGCAACCACCGAGCCGGUGCAAAUUCAACGGGAUGCCAUUUUCGAGAAAGCAAAAUGCUUCUUCGACGCGGCCAGUAAAUCGGGAGUCAAUGUCGUCUGCUUCGAGGAAUGUUGGCAUAUGCCUUUUGCGUUUUGCACGCGCGAGCGAUUGCCAUGGUGCGAAUUUGCGGAGGAAAUUUCUAACGGGCCCACUGUCUCGCUUUGUUCAAAGAUGGCGAAGCAAUAUAACAUGGUGGUUAUCUGCCCGAUUUUGGAGCGCGACACUCUUCGCGGUGAUAUAAUUUGGAACACCGCUGUGGUGAUCAACACUGACGGAAGUGUAAUUGGUACUCAACGAAAAAAUCACAUUCCUCGCGUUGGAGAUUUCAACGAGAGUACGUAUUAUAUGGAAGGAAACAGUGGACAUCCAGUUUUCCAAACUCCAUACGGUCGCAUUGGUAUCAGUGUUUGCUACGAUCGACAUCAUCCACUCAACUGGUUUAUGCUGCAAGUGAACGGUGCAGAAAUUGUUUUCAAUCCUUCUUGUACCGUGGCGGGAUUAAGCGAGCCACUAUGGGGUGUGGAAGCUAGAAAUGCAGCAAUUGCUAACAGUUAUUUCACGUGUUCGAUUAAUCGUGUUGGAACAGAAACCUUUCCUAAUGCAUUCACAUCCGGAGACGGGAAAUCAGCUCACAAAGAUUUUGGACCAUUUUAUGGAUCCAGUUACGUCACAGCACCAGAUGGGAUUCGAACGCCGGGUUUGUCACGUGAGCGCGAUGGUUUGCUUGUGGUGCAAAUGGAUUUAAACCUCAACCGCCAAGUGUCGGAUAAAUGGGGAUUCAAGAUGACUCAACGCUUGGAUCACUAUGCUGCAGAGUUUGCGAAACUUGCCAAGCGAGAAUACUUGCCCCAUACUGUCCACCCACCUAAUAAUGCGAAAGGUCAAAACGUUCAGGAGAAUGGAUCCAAUUAAGAACAUCACAACUAAGCUACGAGUAUCGAGUUUUUAGUUUGUUAACGACAACGGUGCAAAUGUUUAUUGGUGUUAUUACUGCAAAUCAAAUUGUUUCAGGUAUGAAGUACGCAAUAUUUACUAAUACACAUGCCGAAAAAGUUUGCAUUGUCAAUGUUGAGUCUGUAAGUAAACUGUUUGUUGAGCAUGCUUCAGUAAACGUUAACUGUUA